Molecule: messenger RNA, 2289 nt
Organism: Fusarium sp. VM40
Lineage: Eukaryota; Fungi; Ascomycota; Sordariomycetes; Hypocreales; Nectriaceae
Source: the annotation of a GenBank genome assembly
AUGACGGACAGAAAUACCCCAAAAACUCGGCCUCAGUACAAGCCUGUCCACUCGGAUGAAUAUCCCCUGGAUGGACCAUCCGACUACGACGAAAGUCAUUCCAGGACAGAACCAACAGCACCUUCAAAGAAUAAUGUCUCUGUAUUCUCCCAAAAUCGAGGGACGCAAGGGCCAAGAGCCAAGCCAACCGGUUGGCGACUUAAGACGAUCCUGAAGAAAUGGCGCAUACAAGCCAUUCAAGCUGUGAUCCAGAGGAAGAAGAAUCCCCAGGUGCCUAUUGUGAAAGACCGCUUAACCGCAACCUUGGCUGCCCUGGUCCAUCUGCCGGCGAUUGCUGGCAUCAUUACACUGAGUUUCUACAUCUUCAAGAAUUACUACAUUGGCAAGGAGCUUGAAGGAAAACCCAACUACGAUGUCGAGAAAAAGCUUGGGAUCCAGUUCGCGGCCAAGUUGAUGGAAAUGUUGAUUGUGCUGUCUCUCAACGCAAUCGUGUUUUCCAUGAUCCGACAUGAAUCCACGAUCGGCCAGUCUGUUCCUUACGGCGCUUUGGUGGCUGGGCAGCAGAUAUCUGAGAUCAGCUUCCUAUGGUCUGAAGAGUUUCUCAGCAUUAUCAAGGGGAAGUUCUCUCGUACGUGGAAGAAAAUUGGUUUCAUCAUCACUGUGUUCAUCUGUACUAUCAUGGCACUGGGUGCCUCGUCUCUCAGUGCUGUUGCGAUGAUGCCACAGGAAGGUGACUGGAGAGCGGGCGGUAGUUUUGUCUACUUCAACGGCACCCGCGAGGAGAUGUUCCCAACUAACUUGACGGAUGAAAACACGAUCGGUUCUGCAUGCGAAGUGACCGGAAACGAGUUAUGUCCAUCCUGGCAGUGGGAUGUGAUCAAUAGCCAGUUGAUCUCGAAACUCCGACUGUCGGGCCAGGUGGACAACGGGUUAUUUGUCAGACGGCCCCCGAAGGAAAUCUUACUGGCCGGAUUAUCUUCGACACUUGUCAACUUCGUGGUUGAUAUCAGAGAGAAGUGGAUCAACCUGAAUAGCCCCAACCAUACAGUUGCCAGGAUGCCACAUCUUGGACCUGCUGAAGCCUGUGUUACAACGUCGCUGCACUGGGAGCAAGCUGUGGGAGAUUCUGCCAAGAGAGGCCAAACUCGCCUCGACAGCUACCAGAAACUCAGCCACAAGCUCAAUGCGCCGAUGCCCAUGACUAAUACGAGGUGCGAGCUCACAUCAGUAAGCAACACCACAGCAAAGACGAAGACGGUUUUGUUCCCUGACUUCGUGGCAUUCCCACCUACAACUCUGAACGUCACGAACGAUGUUGUCAGCGAUUGGUUGUCCGAUGUACUCCCUAGCCUGAAGAAACCCGAAGUGUUCUGGUUCGACUCAGCACCUAUUAUCGCACACACUUCUGUUGGCGUAGUAGUAGCUGUGCCCUCUAACAGGUCAAGCGAGGCCGCUGAUAUCUACGGGUGCAUGAUCGAUGCCCGGUGGGUUAUGACAGAUUUAAGCGGUGAUGCAGUUGGUAUGGUCAGCAAAGGCUACCCACCAUUCUCCGACCCCAUUCCUACCUCACUUGGAGGCUCCUGGAUUGGUAAUCAAGGCUACGGUCAGCGUGUCUACCUUGCACCCAGCUUUGCUAAAUAUCUCAACCCUCUCGACUCGAAGACGAAUAGAACUGUUAUCCAUGAGAUGCUUCUGAAUAGCGGUGUAUGGACCAGCGACGGCAAAGGGUCAAAAUCACCAGCGCACCUAGAGGCGAUCCUUGGAGCCUUGGCGGCCAACGGUCUUGGGCGAUCAACACCCAACACCACUGCCAUCACAACUCUAGCUGAUCCCGACGGCGAAUGGUGGAAGAGCUUCAUGCCGCAGGAUGGCAAAGUAUUUGGUCCUGGUGGAAGUCCCUAUUCCGUGUCAGAGGAUGACAAAAAACGUUACUUCAAGACAGAGAUGGAAACUUGGGUGACCGGGUUUGCCUUUGCCGACAACAGUCUGACAAUGCGUGGCGCCAUGGCUGUCUUCUACGUCUAUGCGCUUCUCGUCAUCUUGUACUCACUGUGGUCUAUCUGGUCGGGCAUCACGUCGUCUUCGUGGGAGUCUGCGUCGGACAUUCUGGCGCUCACCCUUGCAGAACGGAGCACAGGAAUAGGCUCGGGAGAUGCGUAUGGGCAAGACCCGGAUAUAAUGAGUCAAAACUUUUGUGUUUCAACAGAUGGAAGUACACUGAGACUACGGGCAACUAGGGGGUUGGUGCCGGUCGAGAACCGGGUUAAACCUAACCAAGCCUAUGAUUGA